AUGUGCUUCUUCGUCGGCUACUUCUACGACGAAUGCCGCCACGUGCGGUUCGCACUCCACCUCUUCUGCGACGCGCUGUUCGCCCAACUACAGCGCAUCAACGACGCCGAACAGCGCGAGCUGUUCUGGCUGCCGUUCGACCCCGACCUCCCGGACUGCGAGCCAUACUGCCUCUUCAACGAGGAUGGCUUCCCGUUUUCCUCCGACGAGCCCGGCACGGGCAAUGCCCUCUGGUGGGUUUUCAACCUGUCCGAGGCGUGCCCGGAGUGUGAGAGGAUUCGGGAGAUGUGGGGUCUGUGA
Molecule: messenger RNA, 300 nt
Organism: Penicillium subrubescens
Lineage: Eukaryota; Fungi; Ascomycota; Eurotiomycetes; Eurotiales; Aspergillaceae
Exons: 1
Coding region: 1-300 (99 amino acids)
Source: RefSeq, a predicted model, not a curated record